AUGUUGUUUUUCCGAUAGAACAAGAUCAACCGAAUGGAUGUAGCACUAUUUAUCGUCCCUUGUGUUGGAUCGAGUAAAUUAGAACAUCGUCUCCACCUCUUCCAGCGUGGUCCAAGCUUCUGAAAAUGACAUGUCAUGGAGAUGUUAAAGGACUCCCGAGAUAAAGAAUCGAGGUGGUACCACUUUGUGACGGAAGUGCUAAAUUUGCAGCUUAGUGAUAGGAAACCGUGAGUCGACAGGAGGACAACGUUAAUUCAGACGCGUACAUUUGCCUUAGUUCAAGAUGGCUACUUCACCGGCAAAGAAUCCUCUCCCUGUCAUCACGCUAAACAGUGCGAAUUUCAAUGAUUGUAAGGAUCUUGACUCGAUCACCUUCGUAGAUACCGUCGCAUUCUUUCCUUUCGCAACUUGUUACCGUCCGACCAGCGAUGACAUCGACAACGAUCGCACCGGUUGCACCGACAGCGCCAACGCUGGUCGCUCCCUCUACCACAGCCGUCCUGCCGUCUUCGUGCCGUUCUGCCGUGCCGGUGGUUACAAUUCGCAGUGCUGAGCUGCCAAAUACCGGCGACGGUACGGGUGGUACAAACGGUGGUCGUUUGAUACGCAGGAAGGAGUUUCUGGGCGAGUCCAAUCGUACCACAUCGCUAAAGACACUGUCGUGUGAUUUGAGUGAGAUUCUGGUGAAAAAUCUAAGCCUGAGACGCAGCGAAACGUCCGAACGGCGCCCACACGCCGACACACUCGAGCAGCUCGAGCCAGCGACGUCAUCGGGACCGGUGGUGCAGCAGCACCCACAGUGCAGCGGCACUGCAGGAAGUGGUACUAUCGACGGCCGUGUUAGUAGUAGUGGUAGUGGUGCCGAUAGUGGUGCCGACAGUCGCGCACAAACCACCCUGUGCGAUACGUUCACUUCGGUGAACAAACUCAUACGGUUGAAGCGCGUUUCGAGCGAUGGUAACAAUCUGAGCCGGCUGUCAACGGUAGUCACGACCACGAAUGCCAGCGGUGGCUGUGGGGGAGGACCUGGUGGUGGUGCUGGUGCGAACUAUACCAAGAUCUUAGAACCUGCUCCGGGCAAACCGCCGCCGCCCGGUUCGUUCAAGCGGGUGGAGAUAAGUGUGUGCGAACGAACGCCCAAUGUGACACAGUGUGCUGAUCAUGGUCCAGACCAUCAACCGUCAGUGAGUGAAUCCGAGUCGGAAAGUGGGGAAGAGUGUGCUAAUAACGAAUAUCCGAAGCAAAGGGCAGCAGCGCCAGUGCACAGAAGUGUGAUCGUGAACCAGCUCGAUCAAGUGGACGAGCACUGCCCGCUGCUAGCCGUGAACGAAGAUGGCCGUGCGCCAACUACACUAGCACUUCAGAAAAAGAAAGCGACCCUGGUGUUUACCAGAAAGAAGAUUCCAGAAGCAGGGGCGACCGUCCGCCGUUCCAGUGAGCGUGAUUUAACGUCACCUGGCGUUGGUGCGUCAUCGUGUAGUGCAUCGAAAGUGAUUCUGCGCCGUCGUGUGCGACUCAGUGGCGAUUGGUUGGGCAGAAGUGAUAACGGUGAGAAAGUCGAAUUUAAAAGGCGCAGCUUACAGUGGCCCAUCGGUUUCACGUCCGGUGAUAGCAGAACGGCGACACAGCUGGCCGACCUCGUCGAAGGAAAUCGGCGGGGCGGCGCAGAUACUGCGAACAAGUUUCGCCACUCCUGGAACGCACCAGGAUACGACAUACUCGAGGAAGACUCGGGAGUCGAACGGAGGAGUGGAGAUUUUGGGAAGGACUUUGCUUCUAUCAUUCACAACCUGGCUGGGCUAAGGAAUCACCACCUUGCGAAUGGGACGCACGAGUCCGUGUCCCUGCUCGAGCAGCACUCGCCUCAGAUUGUCCCGACGCGGGCAGCACGCCCGACCUCGCUCGGAGGCUCCGGGCAGGGGCUUCGGCGGGGUCCAGCGAGCUGGAUCCAGUCGUCCCCGAUGGUGCCCUCGAGUGGGGUCGCCGGUACGGGUGCUGGAGCAGGACCGGGCGGCGGUGGCAUCGGGGGCACCGGUGGCAAUGGGGAAAGCAGCCCGCACACCGGAGCGUUGACCGGUCCGGUGCCUCGCAAACGGCGCUUUGAAGCAUUUCUCAAGAAUCUCGUCGGCCGGCGACCGUCGAAAGAGCCUCCACCGGCAGCUCCUCCACCGCCGCCCCCGCCACUGCUCAGCUCGCCCGAAAUCAAGAUCAGCAAAAGCCCGUCCGAGCACAAUCUGGCGGACAUAGCGCGCAGCCGGCUGAACAUCUCCACCACCUCGCUGUCGUCCGUGCACCAGCGGCUGUGGUCGGUGGUCCCACUGCUGAAGCGCGAUGUCAGCUGCAACAGCCUCGCUUCGCCCAAGACGACGCCCCUGCUGCUGGACAGCCAGAUGGCGUCGUCCGGCGAGGGUGGCGGCGGCGGCCCGGGGCUGCUUACUCUCGGCGGCCUCAAGGCGGGUGCUGCCGGCGGUCCCCGCGGUCUGCGGAAGUGUGAAACCGUGCUGGCACUGACGAACGCCACCUCCCAAACGCUGGAACCGAUCCGGCCGCUCAACCGGCUACGUAACUGUGCGUCCGUGGCCACCUGCUCCCGUUGUUCUAGUCUACUGUCACUGGCCGCGGCCGGUUCGCGCUACUCGCUCAACGCAUCCAAUGGUGCGUUCGUGCCCGUGUCCGCGACCGAGGCACACGAACCGACCGAAGUGCCCAAACCGAAAAAGGGCUCCCUCGACGGUAGCUCGAAGCGGAAGUACGUCGGCAACCUGCUGCGGCUCACGACGACCAGCUGCUCCUCCUCCAGUUCGUCCUCGGGUGCCUCGUCGCCCAGCUCGUCGUCCACGCCGUCCUCGUCCUCGUCCGGGGCUUCCUCGCCCAGCCCCAACUCGGCGACGGGCAGUCCGGCCGGUGCGUCCGUCUCGUCCAAAACCGUUAUGUUUUCCCCUAGUCCCACGCAGCUGCUACCGGUAUCGCCGAUCAACAGCCACUCCGCAACGAUGACGACAACGACGAAGGCCUUAACGCCUACGAUUAAGUUCACCUGCAAACUGUGCCUUGGCGAGUUCAGUGCCGAGAACCUGACCCGCAUCUCGCAGUGUGCUUGCUCGUUCUGCACCGAGUGCAUGACGGCCUACAUCGAGUUUGAAAUUUCCGAAGGUGCGUACGAGGUGUCCUGUCCGGAUGCGAUGUGUCCCGCGCAGGGUAUCAUAACGAUCGCGGAAAUAACGGCGCUAGCGUCAUCUUCCCUGGUGGAGAAGCACCACCGUUAUCGACUGAAUAGAGAGGUAGAACUGGACCGGUUCCGAACCUGGUGCCCGAAAGCGGGCUGCGAAACGAUCUGUCUCGUUGGGCCGAGGGAGCAGCAGGCAGGCGACCAGGCCGGAGCAAACCAAACAGGCUCCUCGAUCUGCUCCGACCGUAUCGUGCCACUGUCGCCAUCGUCCUCCAGCAUGCCGUCGCCGUGCGCCGUGCACUGUCCCACGUGUCGGGAGGACUUCUGUUCCGGUUGUAAGAAGGCGUGGCAUCCAACGAUGUCGUGCGAGGAAAAUUCGCGCCGCCUCGCGGUGGAUGGCCAAACGGACGCGUUGGGCAUCCCGUUCGACAAUGAUCUCAUCAAGUGCUGCCCGAUGUGCACCGUGCCGAUCGAGAAGGACGAGGGCUGCGCGCAGAUGAUGUGCAAACGGUGCAAGCACGUCUUCUGCUGGUACUGUCUCGCCAGUCUGGACGACGACUUCCUGCUCCGCCACUACGAUAAGGGCCCGUGCAAGAACAAGCUGGGCCAUUCGCGCGCUUCGGUCGUGUGGCACCGGGCCCAGGUGAUCGGGAUCUUUGCCGGGUUCGGCAUACUGUUGCUGGUGGCGUCACCGCUGCUCCUGCUGGCCGCACCCUGCAUAGUGUGCUGCAAGUGUCGCAUCUGUAGCGGCGCCGCCAAGCUGGAGGAGACCGAGGUGGACUACGACGAUGCAGCGGUCGCCCUGCACAGCAGCACUGGGCCUCAGCGAUAAAGGGUCAACGAGUCGGCCAUCGACCGAGAGGACAUUUUGGAGCACGGUGAAGCUGACACCUGCGGCAGCCACCUUAGGAGUAGAGGGUUCGCGUUCGGUUUCCGUUUUGCGCGCUUCCGAGGGACAGGUGAACCGUGUGGCUUCGAUUCGCCUCCUCACAGUAGCUACAGAGCUGAAGGGAACAGACUUCAGGACUUCUUGCUUACGGGUUACACACACAGACAUGUAGAAAACCACACUGUACACAUACACAUACACACCGUGGUGGUGAUGUUUUAAACCGCGGGCUCCUAGCAGGCAACCACGUGCGAACGCAGUAGCCUGUUUUUCUUAUUCUGUCGCUUCACGUCAGUAUUGUGGACUUUCCUUUCCAUUGUUUCUUUACAUUUGUAAAGUGUUUAGGUGAGGGAAGAAA
Messenger RNA from Anopheles merus, 4416 nucleotides. Its product is annotated as mucin-5AC-like. The coding region runs from base 429 to 4001 and encodes 1190 amino acids. The record is from RefSeq and is a predicted model, not a curated record. The transcript has 8 exons. Gene Ontology annotation, cellular component: cytoplasm; ubiquitin ligase complex. Lineage: Eukaryota; Metazoa; Arthropoda; Insecta; Diptera; Culicidae. Gene Ontology annotation, biological process: ubiquitin-dependent protein catabolic process; positive regulation of proteasomal ubiquitin-dependent protein catabolic process; protein polyubiquitination. Gene Ontology annotation, molecular function: zinc ion binding; ubiquitin conjugating enzyme binding; ubiquitin protein ligase activity.